Messenger RNA from Oncorhynchus keta (chum salmon), 4239 nucleotides. RefSeq lists its product as uncharacterized. The coding region runs from base 3061 to 4005 and encodes 314 amino acids. Lineage: Eukaryota; Metazoa; Chordata; Actinopteri; Salmoniformes; Salmonidae. The transcript has 18 exons. The record is from RefSeq and is a predicted model, not a curated record.
UGUUAAACACAGAGAAAGGUCAGUGGUAGGUGUACAUGUUAAACACAGAGAAAGGUCAGUGGUAGGUGUACAUGUUAAACACAGAGAAAGGUCAGUGGUAGGUGUACAUGUUAAACACAGAGAAAGGUCAGUGGUAGGUGUACAUGUUAAACACAGAGAAAGGUCAGUGGUAGGUGUACAUGUUAAACACAGAGAAAGGUCAGUGGUAGGUGUACAUGUUAAACACAGAGAAAGGUCAGUGGUAGGUGUACAUGUUAAACACAGAGAAAGGUCAGUGGUAGGUGUACAUGUUAAACACAGAGAAAGGUCAGUGGUAGAUGUACAUGUUAAACAUAGAGAAAGGUGAUUGGUAUGUGUACAUGUUAAACACAGAGAAAGGUCAGUGGUAGGUGUACAUGUUAAACAUAGAGAAAGGUCAGUGGUAGGUGUACAUGUUAAACACAGAGAAAGGUCAGUGGUAGGUGUACAUGUUAAACACAGAGAAAGGUCAGUGGUAGGUGUACAUGUUAAACACAGAGAAAGGUCAGUGGUAGAUGUACAUGUUAAACAUAGAGAAAGGUCAGUGCUUAGACAUAGAUGUUAAACACAGAAAGGUCAGUGGUAGGUGUACAUGUUAAACACAGAGAAAGGUCAAUGGUAGAUGUACAUGUUAAAAAUAGAGAAAGGUCAGUGGUAGAUGUACAUGUUAAACAUAGAGAAAGGUCAGUGGUAGGUGUACAUGUUAAACAUAGAGAAAGGUCAGUGGUAGGUGUACAUGUUAAACAUAGAGAAAGGUCAGUGGUAGGUGUACAUGUUAAACACAGAGAAAGGUCAGUGGUAGGUGUACAUGUUAAACACAGAGAAAGGUCAGUGGUAGGUGUACAUGUUAAACACAGAGAAAGGUCAGUGGUAGGUGUACAUAUUAAACACAGAGAAAGGUCAGUGGUAGGUGUACAUGUUAAACAUAGAGAAAGGUCAGUGCUUAGACAUAGAUGUUAAACACAGAGAAAGGUCAGUGGUAGGUGUACAUGUUAAACACAGAGAAAGGUCAAUGGUAGAUGUACAUGUUAGAAAUAGAGAAAGGUCAGUGGUAGACGUACAUGUUAAACAUAGAGAAAGGUCAGUGGUAGGUGUACAUGUUAAACACAGAGAAAGGUCAGUGGUAGGUGUACAUGUCAAACACAGAGAAAGGUCAGUGGUAGGUGUACAUGUUAAACACAGAGAAAGGUCAAUGGUAGAUGUACAUGUUAGAAAUAGAGAAAGGUCAGUGGUAGGUGUACAUGUUAAACAUAGAGAAAGGUCAGUGGUAGAUGUACAUGUUAAACACAGAGAAAGGUCAGUGCUUAGACAUAGAUGUUAAACACAGAGAAAGGUCAGUGGUAGGUGUACAUGUUAAACACAGAGAAAGGUCAGUGGUAGGUGUACAUGUUAAACAUAGAGAAAGGUCAGUGCUUAGACAUAGAUGUUAAACACAGAAAGGUCAGUGGUAGGUGUACAUGUUAAACACAGAGAAAGGUCAAUGGUAGAUGUACAUGUUAAAAAUAGAGAAAGGUCAGUGGUAGAUGUACAUGUUAAACAUAGAGAAAGGUCAGUGGUAGGUGUACAUGUUAAACACAGAGAAAGGUCAGUGGUAGGUGUACAUGUUAAACACAGAGAAAGGUCAGUGGUAGAUGUACAUGUUAAACACAGAGAAAGGUCAGUGGUAGGUGUACAUGUUAAACACAGAGAAAGGUCAGUGGUAGGUGUACAUGUUAAACACAGAGAAAGGUCAGUGGUAGGUGUACAUGUUAAACACAGAGAAAUGUCAGUGGUAGGUGUACAUGUUAAACAUAGAGAAAGGUCAGUGGUAGAUGUACAUGUUAAACACAGAGAAAGGUCAGUGGUAGGUGUACAUGUUAAACAUAGAGAAAGGUCAGUGGUAGGUGUACAUGUUAAACACAGAGAAAGGUCAGUGGUAUGUGUACAUGUUAAACAUAGAGAAAGGUCAGUGGUAGGUGUACAUGUUAAACACAGAGAAAGGUCAGUGGUAGGUGUACAUAUUAAACACAGAGAAAGGUCAGUGGUAGGUGUACAUGUUAAACAUAGAGAAAGGUCAGUGCUUAGACAUAGAUGUUAAACACAGAGAAAGGUCAGUGGUAGGUGUACAUGUUAAACACAGAGAAAGGUCAAUGGUAGAUGUACAUGUUAGAAAUAGAGAAAGGUCAGUGGUAGACGUACAUGUUAAACAUAGAGAAAGGUCAGUGGUAGGUGUACAUGUUAAACACAGAGAAAGGUCAGUGGUAGGUGUACAUGUCAAACACAGAGAAAGGUCAGUGGUAGGUGUACAUGUUAAACACAGAGAAAGGUCAAUGGUAGAUGUACAUGUUAGAAAUAGAGAAAGGUCAGUGGUAGGUGUACAUGUUAAACAUAGAGAAAGGUCAGUGGUAGAUGUACAUGUUAAACACAGAGAAAGGUCAGUGGUAGGUGUACAUGUUAAACAUAGAGAAAGGUCAGUGGUAGGUGUACAUGUUAAACACAGAGAAAGGUCAGUGGUAGGUGUACAUGUUAAACACAGAGAAAGGUCAGUGGUAGAUGUACAUGUUAAACACAGAGAAAGGUCAGUGGUAGGUGUACAUGUUAAACACAGAGAAAGGUCAGUGGUAGAUGUACAUGUUAAACACAGAGAAAGGUCAGUGGUAGGUGUACAUGUUAAACACAGAGAAAGGUCAGUGGUAGGUGUACAUGUUAAACACAGAGAAAGGUCAGUGGUAGGUGUACAUGUUAAACACAGAGAAAUGUCAGUGGUAGGUGUACAUGUUAAACAUAGAGAAAGGUCAGUGGUAGAUGUACAUGUUAAACACAGAGAAAGGUCAGUGGUAGGUGUACAUGUUAAACAUAGAGAAAGGUCAGUGGUAGGUGUACAUGUUAAACACAGAGAAAGGUCAGUGGUAGGUGUACAUAUUAAACACAGAGAAAGGUCAGUGGUAGGUGUACAUGUUAAACAUAGAGAAAGGUCAGUGGUAGGUGUACAUGUUAAACACAGAGAAAGGUCAGUGGUAGGUGUACAUAUUAAACACAGAGAAAGGUCAGUGGUAGGUGUACAUGUUAAACAUAGAGAAAGGUCAGUGCUUAGACAUAGAUGUUAAACACAGAGAAAGGUCAGUGGUAGGUGUACAUGUUAAACACAGAGAAAGGUCAGUGGUAGGUGUACAUGUUAAACACAGAGAAAGGUCAGUGGUAGGUGUACAUGUUAAACAUAGAGAAAGGUCAGUGGUAGGUGUACAUGUUAAACACAGAGAAAGGUCAGUGGUAGGUGUACAUGUCAAACACAGAGAAAGGUCAGUGGUAGGUGUACAUGUUAAACACAGAGAAAGGUCAAUGGUAGAUGUACAUGUUAGAAAUAGAGAAAGGUCAGUGGUAGGUGUACAUGUUAAACAUAGAGAAAGGUCAGUGGUAGAUGUACAUGUUAAACACAGAGAAAGGUCAGUGGUAGAUGUACAUGUUAAACACAGAGAAAGGUCAGUGGUAGGUGUACAUGUUAAACACAGAGAAAGGUCAGUGGUAGAUGUACAUGUUAAACAUAGAGAAAGGUCAGUGGUAUGUGUACAUGUUAAACACAGAGAAAGGUCAGUGGUAUGUGUACAUGUUAAACACAGAGAAAGGUCAGUGGUAGAUGUACAUGUUAAACACAGAGAAAGGUCAGUGGUAGGUGUACAUGUUAAACACAGAGAAAGGUCAGUGGUAGGUGUACAUGUUAAACACAGAGAAAUGUCAGUGGUAGGUGUACAUGUUAAACAUAGAGAAAGGUCAGUGGUAGAUGUACAUGUUAAACACAGAGAAAGGUCAGUGGUAGGUGUACAUGUUAAACAUAGAGAAAGGUCAGUGGUAGAUGUACAUGUUAAACACAGAGAAAGGUCAGUGGUAGGUGUACAUGUUAAACAUAGAGAAAGGUCAGUGGUAGGUGUACAUGUUAAACACAGAGAAAGGUCAGUGGUAGGUGUACAUGUUAAACACAGAGAAAGGUCAGUGCUUAGACAUAGAUGUUAAACACAGAGAAAGGUCAGUGGUAGGUGUUGGAAGGAUUUGAACCCCUAGAAUUCGCCAGCCGUGAGUAACCACUGCGAAUGAAUGAGCUGCCCUGUUCAAUGCGAUCUUUUGAUCAUACAUAUUAUGGAAGCGCAAAUGUGCUUUUAAGUUGAAUGUUUGAUAAACUUGGGAAUGGAAUUCAAAAGACCGCGCUGUGAAAACAAUUAAGAAGUUUAAGUUUGGGAAACACUGAGA